AUGCUAUGUAAAGCACGACGAAGCGAAACGAAUUCCAUUAUACAUUCAAAUGUCACACCACCCUUUCCAGUUAUGUUAGCAACAUGCCCGGUUGUACAAUUUGAGGCAUCAAGCCUACCUGCAUCCAUUUUGGACCGUCAACAGAAACUGCAGUUCAGCCUUGGCUGCCGUGUGAUUUUGCCUCCAGAGAGUUUCCUCUCGCUCAGGCUUCCAUUUGUUUAUGGUGUCCAACUAGAAGAUGGAAAUCUGCACCCUCUUAAACCUUUUCAACAGCAACCAGAACUAACUGCCUGGAUUACCCAAGGCUCAACAUUGCAGGUCUUGUCCAAGGGAAGCAAUGCUGUUGAGGAAUCACUUACAUAG
Ilex paraguariensis (yerba mate) is the source of this 363-nucleotide messenger RNA. NCBI's taxonomy places the organism in Eukaryota, Viridiplantae, Streptophyta, Magnoliopsida, Aquifoliales, Aquifoliaceae. The record is from the annotation of a GenBank genome assembly.